Molecule: messenger RNA, 4015 nt
Organism: Amphiprion ocellaris (clown anemonefish)
Lineage: Eukaryota; Metazoa; Chordata; Actinopteri; Pomacentridae
Gene: nod1
Product: nucleotide-binding oligomerization domain containing 1
Exons: 12
Coding region: 147-2900 (917 amino acids)
Biological process (GO): regulation of apoptotic process
Molecular function (GO): protein binding
Source: RefSeq, a predicted model, not a curated record
ACAUACAGAACAGCACUUUCACUUCCUCCAGCUGCAGCAGCAGGAGGCUGAGGUGUGGUUCCACACAGCGGUACCCGUCACUAGUAAACUGUUUACAGCAUUUUGGCGUGGAAGCAGUACUACGAUGUGACUGUUGUGUGAUAAAUAUGGGUCAGAUGGAAGAAGCCAAAGUGUCGUGCCUUAGCCUUCUCACCUACCACAGAGAGCUGCUGGUGUCCAGGCUGAGGAGCAUUCAGUGCAUCCUCGACAACCUGUUGGCAUGUGGCUUCCUCUGUGAAGAGGAUGUUGAGAUUGUUCAGAGAACUGUCACUAAGACAGAUCAGGUGCGCAAAAUCUUGGAGCUAGUGCAAUGCAAGGGGGAGGAGGCCUGUGAAUACUUCCUUUUCAUCAUAUAUAAUGUCCACGAUGCAUACAUACACCUCCAGCCAUGGCUGAAAGAGAUCAAUUACCAACCAAGCAAAGACGUUACGGUGAUGAAAGUGGUUAACACUGAUCCUAUCAGCAGGUACUGUGAGAAGCUGAGACAUGAAAUGAACCGGGACACCAGCUUCAUCAUGUCGUAUGGCCAGAAAGAGGAGACCCGGCUGGAAGACCUCUACACUGACACUGUGAUGGAAGUGUUGAACAACUGCAAUGAAAGUCUGGGUUUCUUAGAGAGCCUGGACCAGCUCCUGGGAGACAACUCAGUUUUCAAUUCCCAAGGUGAAAUCAUCUAUGUAAUGGGGGAUGCUGGUGUGGGAAAAUCCAUCCUUCUGCAGAAGCUUCAGAACCUCUGGUCCAAGAAGGAGCUGCACACAGAUACAAUCUUUUUCUUCAAGUUUCGUUGUAGGAUGUUCAGCAUCUUCAAGGAUACAGACCAGAUCUCCCUUAGAGAUCUUUUAUUCAAGCACAACUGCUACCCAGAUCAUGAUCCAGACAAUGAAAUCUUUGAUUACAUCCUGCGCUUCCCUGAAAAGGUUGUAUUUACCUUUGAUGGCUAUGAUGAGAUUCAGGAGCAUGUCGACCUGAUGAAUGUUCCUGAGGUGGUGUCACCAGAGGACAAGGCUAACCCCCUCCAGUUGCUCAUCAGCUUGCUCUGUGGAAAACUACUCAAGGGCUCAAAGAAGGUGCUGACAGCCCGAACAGGGAUUGAGAUCCAAAGUACAGUGAUCCGAAAGAAGGUCAUGCUGCGUGGGUUCUCCCCAGCUCACCUAAAGAUUUACAUAGAUCUGCACUUUAAGGAGCAGGAGCACAGAGACCUGGUGUCAGUUCAGCUGAAUGCUAGUCCCUACCUCUGUGGCCUGUGCUCCACACCGCUGUUCUGCUGGAUUGUAUUCAAGAGCUUUAGGCACCUACAUACAAUGCACGAUAAUUUUCAUCUGCCUGAUACCUGCAUCACACUCACUAAUAUCUUUCUCCUGCUGUCUGAGGUGUUCCUCAGUCGCUUAGCCUCACCUGCACCGUCUUUGCUGAAGAAAAGCACUCGCUGCACCUCAGAGACAUUCACAGCAGGGCUCAGGCCCCUUGCUGCAUUUGCCAAGCUAGCACUUCAGAGUAUGGAGAGAGGUAGCUUCAUUUGCAACCAAGAGGAGAUCAGUGCUUGUGGUCUGACAGAAGAGGACCUGCCCCUGGGGUUUCUUAGACCUGUUCAUGAGAUUGAUGGCAAUGGAAGCCCUGCUACGUUUGAAUUCCUCCACAUCACCCUCCAGUCUUUCUUGGCAGCAUUUGCUCUUGUGUUGGAUGAGCAAGCUGCUGCCAGCUCUAUCCUUAAGUUCUUCAUGGAGUGCAGCAGGAAAAGGCAACCGUUCUGUCUGCCUGUUGAUUUCUGUAUCGGUAGCUCCUCAAAGCCCAGUGAAAAGAAGCCGUUUGCACCUAACGAGCACCUUCAGUUCACUAAUUUGUUUCUGUGCGGGCUGCUGUCCAAGACUAACACAGGCCUGAUGGGACAUCUGUUAUCUCCUAUUUUAUUAAGGAAAAAACAGGCCUUGCUGAAGUCUUACCUGUCUACCAGUGUCAAGUCCCACCUGCAUGGUUUACCCCACCACAGUGCUAGUGAUGGCAAAGCAGUUCAUGUUUUGGGCAACUUCCUUUGGAUGCUGAGGUGCAUCUUUGAGACAGGGAGCAAAGACAUUGCUCAGAUGACAGCGAAAGGCAUCACAGCUGAAUUUAUCAAGCUGGGUUACUGUAACGUGUACUCAGGUGACUGCACUGCCCUGAACUUUGUACUACAGCAUCGUAAGAAACUCCUGGGGGUCGACAUGGACAACAACAACAUCAGUGACUAUGGAGUGAUGCAACUCAAGCCGUCCUUUUGCAAGAUGACAGUAGUGAGAUUGUGUGUCAAUCACCUGUCAGACAGCAGCAUUGAGAUCCUUGCAGAGGAGCUGCGCAAACACAAAGUUGUGAAAACUUUGGGGCUUUACAACAAUCACAUCACAGAUGCUGGAGCCAAGCUGGUUGCUCAGAUAAUUGAGGAAUGCCCAAAGCUGCGAAUUGUCAAGAUUGGCAAUAACAAGAUCACUAGUGUUGGUGGGAGGUAUCUGGCUAAUGCAAUCCAGAAGAGCACUUCAAUAUUUGAUGUGGGGAUGUGGGGGAACAGUAUCGGUGAUAAGGGAGCCGAAGAAUUUGCUCAGGCUUUGAGGAACCACCCAAGCCUUACCAACCUCAGUUUGUCAGCCAAUGGUAUCACAUCGAAUGGCGGGAAGUGUCUGGCAGAAGCACUGAAAGAAAACAAGGUCCUCCGGAUAUUCUGGUUGGUGCAGAAUGAGUUGACUGACGUUGCAGCUCCACACUUUGCAGAACUGAUCCAAGCAAACACUGGUUUAAGCCACCUCUGGUUAAUCAGCAACCAGUUCACUGUGGAUGGAAUUAGACACCUCGCUGAGGCACUUACUCACAACACGGAACUCAAAGAGAUAUGAUAAUAUCACAUGAUAUACACGUGAAGCAGCCUGGAUGUGCACAAAGCUCUCCUUGAUGAUUAUCAGCAGAGGACAAGCAGUGAUGGAAAGUAUUGGGUCCACUGGUGAAAGGUGUAUGGGCAUACAAUGUCUUUCAGUAAGAAACACCCUGAACCUAGCUUAAAAUUCUGAUACAGGCUGGACUAACGGUGCAAGAAUGCUUACAACUAAGCAGUAGGGAAAAAGUUUGCAAGUCUGCUGUGUAGAAUUUCUUUUGGAUUGGGUGUCAGUUUUGGAUUAUUGUGUUUUGUUCCACCUGUAGCAGAGAAGCUUGUUGACUUCAGGAGUGCCUUGAUUUGUAGCUGACUAGCUUCUUAUACACAGUUAUAAGUAGUUGUAAAGAAGUAGUAAAAACUUACUAGGUUUUGUUUAAAGAUAAAAACAAAGCACAGACGGAUUUUAUUUUUUUUUCUUUUGUGCAUUUGCAGUCAGCUGAGUUAGCAUCCAAUCAGUAUAUCAUUAUUGGAUAUGUCUAGAGAUUCUUGAUGAUUAUUGCAGGGUGUGCAAGGAUGUGUUUUGAACAAAUGCCUCAUGGUGUCUGAUCAUGUUCCCACAGCGCGAAAGGAAACCAACUCUCUGAAGAGGAAGAGAAAGAAUUUCAGUCAGAGAAACGUCUGCGGUUCAACUGACUGGGCCCGCGAGUCAGACGUGCACGUGCUGUGUUAUAUCUGUAUCUCAGAAAACAUGCAGUGUGUGUUCACUGUAUGUAGACAGUGUUAGCAGUAGCACACUGAUUUUCUCUAAUGUUACACAUUCUGCUUUUACCUAAUACUGUGGGCAUGGAAUUCUGUCGAUUGUGCACUUGCUAACCCUUUCUAACUUUUUGCUCUGUACAGAAUGUAUUUCCUGUUUCAUGUCAGGGAAGUUUACUUUGAAAUUUUGCCAUAUUGUUACAGAUAAAAACAGGAAGUGAAAAUGGUAACGACCAUGCUGACUUCCUUCCAUGCAUAUUUUUUUUUUUUUGUAUUAUUACAUACAAACAAUAUACACUGUAAAGAACUUUUAUUAUUUAACUGUUACCCAAGAUGCUGUCAGUUUUCCACAUACAAUAAAAGUAAUUUGUCAUUUGUGCAAUA